Vanessa atalanta (red admiral) is the source of this 3591-nucleotide messenger RNA. RefSeq lists its product as uncharacterized. Lineage: Eukaryota; Metazoa; Arthropoda; Insecta; Lepidoptera; Nymphalidae. The transcript has 5 exons. The record is from RefSeq and is a predicted model, not a curated record. Bases 428 to 1366 code for a protein of 312 amino acids.
GCCGCGCUGCGCCGAGCCGCCGGCGAGCGGGCGUCGCCCCUCCCGCGGCCCGCACCCUCUACCCCGGCCCUCGUUUACUGAAUCUCUCGCUGUCGCCGCUUCGCCGGCAAACUCGACCGACCUCUUUUAGCUAGCUAACGUCGCAACCGCGUUCGUUUCCCGCCGCGAAACUGCGUUCGAACUCUACGUGAUUUUGCUGCACUGAUUUGAACUUUUUAAAGCGGCCAAAUUGUUUAAAGUUUUAUUUGAUUCCUAGAAUUCUUAAUUCGAACGAUGAAUAUUUUUUAUUUGUAAUGUAUUUGGAGCGCGGCAAAGUACGGUAGUACGGACAGAUAAUUUAGAGAGCAUGAGUGCGAUGCGUGUAAGUGCGCGCGGUUGCGGACGAGCAUGGCCGGACGCGUUGCCGGCUGCGUAGGCGCAGGCAGCGAUGGACUGCUGCAACUACGGCGAGUACCGCGGGCAAGCGCACGCACAGUACGGUGCGAGCCCCGGUUGGGAGGGCUACGGUUACGCACCGCUGCCUUACACGCCCUACGCGCACGCCUACUACUCACCGCACGCGCACGACCCCUAUACGCGCUAUUACCGCUACGAUUAUCCCGCGCACCACGUGCACCACAGCGACCAUGCCAUGUCCAUGGAUUACGGCGCCUACGCGCUGAAGGAGGCGCGGACGAGACGAGCCUUGGCGAGGCGCGAGCUACGCACGCAUCCCGCGCAUUUGCCCUUACCGCAUACGCCACCUUUAGAAUGUGGCAUAAAUGGCCGUGGUCAAGGCUACUGCGAACCGCAAAUGUGGUCUCCUUACCAGAUGGGUAUGAUGGGAGGAGGCUGGAGUGGGAUUAAUCCUGCUAACGGUUCAUGGGCUUCCCGAAGUAUGUGUUCGCGGGAACCAAUGCGUUACGCCUCUGAUUGUAGAUUGAUAAAAGGUUCAAACAUGCAUCAUCAAAAUCAAGUUUGUGCUCAGGAUGGAAGGUCAACGCCUUAUCCGACGUACGAAGAACCACAUUACAAUAGGGAAAAUGGACCGAAGCAAGCUAACAUUCAAGAGUUUCCAGGGCGAAAUAUGAUACCGUCCGAGGCGGCGCGACCGACUCGCGAUCACUUCUAUGCAGAGCAGCGACGUUCUCCGCCAGAAGAAAAGCGACCACCAGUAGUCCCUCUACCGGCUUUUCAACAAGCCUUCGGGUCUACUGAGAUAGGUAAAUUUGCCGAAGCCUUUAGUCGGGCAGAGGUCGCACAUGAAACGGAGGAUUCCACUGACAAUUUUAUGUUCGAGUCGUUUCAAGACUGGGAAGCUUCACCCGACCCACAAUGGACGUCACAAUCGGCAACCCGGGAAAUAAAAUGUGAAGAAAAUUUUUGAGGAUAACUUUGUCUUCUCGCUAGUGCUAAUUUUGGGCGAUUCCGCCUCGUAGUUAAUUAGAUAAUUUUUUAGUUUCACCACCACGUUGCCAAAAUGAUGUAGUUCGAUGUCGGAGAUACCACGAUAUCUUAGAACUAGGAUGUGAUACCAAAUUUUUUAAAGUGUAUGAAGUCAACUGAACAAAUAGUGGUGUGACUUUUAAUCGAUAUACAUAUGAUAUGAUAUAAUAUAAUAGAAAAAUUAGUUAUUCCCUUUGACUAGUUUUAGACAGACCUUAAAAGACAAGAAAUUAAACUAUUAGUGUGGAACGACGGAGGAGUAGGUAGGAAUGGCAAUGAGUAGGAAAAAUGAAUCACUUUUCAAUGUGCCUUUAAUUGGAGAGCCCAGCCGCAGUACGCGCGGCGUCGCGCCCCUCGCCGCUCGCUCCGUGUCGAUAUCAUCAUUACAAUAGCUAUCUUAGGGACCAACGUUUAGACAAAUAUACACGACCCUGUCGCGUACACGACCUAUGCGCAAUAAGCUCAACGAAACGAAUGUGAACGUUCUCUCAGGGAGUUUAACGAAAUUUAUAGGAACCCUAGUUGAAUGUUAUUAAAUUACUCGAUAAAUUAAAAAAACAGAUCUAGCUGUCUGUUGUAAUUAUUAAUCUAUUUUGUAAAAAAAUAUCGUUAGUAUAACAAAAUACAAGUUUAUGGUGGUUAUUGAUUAUAUAGUAAUCGUAAAUUUACAAAUAACUAAUUAUUAUUAUAGCUAAAUGCAAUACAUAUGGCAUUAGGCGGUUUUGCUUUCGUCAACUACUUUAAAUAAAAAAAACGCUGUGAGCUUACCAAAAAUAACAAAUGAGUUUUGAAAAACUUUUUGUUUUUACAUUUUGGUUUUUUUCAAUCAAACUAGCAGGAUUAUAGAAAAGAUUUUUGUCAUUUGACAACAUUUAAAUUAUAAUUUUAAAGGGGCUUUAAAGACGCCGCGCGGUAUCAUGUAACCUUUGAAAUAAUUAAUGAGUAAUGAAAGUCAUGUAAGUAUAUUUAGGUAGGUAAAUUUUUAAAGAGAUUACUAUGAAUAAGACAGCUUUUUGAAAAAAUGCUAGGGGUCCAAUCAAGUUGAAAUAAAUACCUAUUACGGUCUUACAUAACAAUGUCACAAUCUUCUAAAUGUCCCGCUGCACUUACUGGAUAGAUCAAUUUUGUGCGUCUUAUAAGGACUCUUCGUUUUAAUAAAAUUGGACCUGAUCGUUUCGUGUACUCACAAUUUACAUUAAAUUGCAUUAAGUGUUUUAUAAAAUCCACGAAUUCCCUUUCAAAUUACUAUUAUUUUUGUAUCUGUGAUAUAUUUUCUGUGUUUUUAUUUAUUUAAAUUUAAAGUGUAUGGUUCUGUGCAAUCGUUAUUAGAGUAUUUACAUAAAUCUCACAAAUAGUUAAUUGAUAGUAAAACAUUUCCACUGCUUGUUCGUUUAUCAUAUGCUUAACUAUUUCUAAACUUAAUGUCUUUCAAAUAUACAUACGUACUCGAUGUUAUUCGUGUACAUUACAAAAACUUCCAAUCGUCUUCGGUUUACAAUAAGAAUCUACGUGUCUGUAUCUGAACCUCUUUCGACAAAUCUGCAAAAUUAAAGGAGUGCCUUAUGUAAUUAUUAUAAUAUGAAACUAGGUGGAAGAAUUUUAUUCUAGUCUAAUUUGAUGAAACACCAUAUUAUAGUUAAUAAUGAAACCUCUUUUAAACCGAGAAUUUCAUGUAUAAGUAGAUGUGAUAAUAAACUUAUAUAAAGUUAUUUGACAUAUACAUGUAAUAGCGCGCGUAUUAUAUAUAUUAAAUAAUUAAACUUAUUUAAUGUGUGCGCUAUCAUAAAUUACAAUAGAUACGAGUAUAUACAAAGUGAUUUGUUAUAUAAUAACAGUUUAAUUUGUGUGGAUAUUUAUCAAGUUAUGAGAUUAAGUUUUAAUUUACGUUGUACUGAUUUAUUUUUAGGAAUGUUGUUUUGAUUGAAGAGUUGAUGCUAACUAGAUGUUAUGUUGACCUUUACUGAUGUAGCUGCUUAGAUAAUGGUUAAAAUUGAAGAUUAGUCAAGACUCUUAGUAUAAACUGUCACAACGUUUGAUUCAGUAUUCUACAGAUGUAGCAUGUUAUACAAUUAUCAUACAGAAUAUACGGAGAUUCAUGAAAUGUCAUGACAUAUUACGUUCAUUUAUUCUUUUUCAACGUAGACAACUUAAAUGCUAAUAAAUAUU